Leptosia nina is the source of this 309-nucleotide messenger RNA. Lineage: Eukaryota; Metazoa; Arthropoda; Insecta; Lepidoptera; Pieridae. The record is from the annotation of a GenBank genome assembly.
AUGAAUAAAAUUGGCGUACUUGAAUUGAGCGUCUUUAAGGAUAACAUGAUAAGUCGCAGACUGGAGGCUGCUAACAUGGAACAUCAAAACGCGACAUCUAAUGAGCGACCUGGGACAUGCGACAAAACGCUACGCUCCCCGAAUACCCGCUUCGUGUCUACAUCUGAUAAAAUUGGCGAGUUUAUAUACAAAGACAUAAAUACAAAGGCGAAGAAUGUAGUGACUCUUAAGAAAGAGUUAUCGGAUUCGUUUAAGGGCGGAUCCACGUGCCCCUUCUCCUGGAUCCGCCAUUGGGUCUUCGCCCCGUAA